AUGAAGCUGACGGACAAUGUGCUGCGGAGCUUCAGGGUUGCUAAGGUGUUUCGAGAAAACUCUGACAAAAUUAACUGCUUCGAUUUCAGUUCGAACGGAGAAACGAUCAUUUCUAGCAGCGACGACGAUUCCUUAGUCUUGUACGACUGCCAAGAGGGAAAGUAAGAGCAAAUUUCAUCAUUAUUAAUUCUAUUGUUUUUUAACGCUAGCUAGCGUAAAUUGCUAAGCUAGAUAGCGAGGCCUGCUACCCAACGGUAGAACUCAUGGAUAAGAUAUAAGAUUUUUGCCUGUGCAUGCUAUCUUUAUCGAUGCAUUAUGUAUCAUUUAUAGCUUAUUUUUUGAUCCAAUGUUAGUUUUUCACACUGUGUCCAUCAAAUAUACAGGAAUAGUCAGGGAUCCACUGAGAUUCCCCAUUGUAAGUUGGCUAGUGAUGGUGAUGGGUGAUUUUUAUGUGAAUUAUUAUAAGUGUAUUAUCAAUCAUACUGGGUGUUGGAGGUAUACUGGAAUGCAUAAUAAUGAAAGACGUUCCUUGUCCUUUGCUGUCUUCAUUUUUCGAAUGAAAUGAGCAAAAAAUAAUGGGCUCAUUUCAGUCAAACCAGUACACCACCACCACCACCCACUACAUCUCUCAUAAUAAAUAUUGAGUAAAAUAACCACCUAUCUGAUCCUGUCCACAAAAACUGAAAAUUUAGAAGCUUCCUUUUAAAGUAGAGCAUCUGUCUAUCAAUCUAUCUAUCUAUCUAUCUGUUUGUCUGUCUUACACUGAAGCCAUAUUGGUGUAAUAAUUAAAUUACAAACUUCAACAUUUUUACAUGAACAGCAAGCGCUAUCCAUAGUCGAAUAUUCAAAAGGUUCGAGUAACUAGGGAUGGGAAUGGAGAACCGGUGCUUGUUGAGAACCGGUUCUGAAUGGUUCAAUCCAUUGACAUCGUUUACAUUUUGAAGAAAGGUACUUCAGUCCUGUGUUAACAUAAACACAAAGCAUGCCAGGCCUGGACAGACUGAGUUAGAAGUACGUCAAAAACACUUGACCCGACCCAAAAAAAAAACCUCUACAUUUUGCACCUCCUGCUUAGUAAUGUCCUCUUUUGGGGAUCCAGAAUAUGGUCACCCUAAUUUGACUCAAUACCGACAGAAGUAAACACUGUACAAAUAGUUUGUCAUUUGUUUUUUUGACUACUGUUAUCAGAGACUCCAUAAAAUUUUGAGUUAAUGUUCACCAUUAACUCAAAAUUGAGUCUCCUUUUUUUUUUAAAUCAAAGAAAGGCAUCGAUAAGGGAAUUGUUAAAGAAUUUAAUUGAUUAGCAGAAUCGAUAAUGGCAUCGAUAUCGAUAAAAUCUUAACAAUUCCCAUCCCUACUAGUUACCACAUCACAUAAGUGAAACCAUUUUUAAAAAUAUAUUAUUAAAGAAAAUACAAAUCUCGCAGUUUGAUGCUGUUUGAAUGACUUGUUUUUGACCAAACACCUUUUUGAAUAAAGUAAACUUAAUUAAGUAAACAACAGUUAACACUCCUUUCAUCCAUACAGUAAUUGAUAAACUGAGUUUACAGGUUGAAUCAUCAAAUCUUAGAAAUGAAUUACAUUUUGCCUGACCAGCAGACCCAAACUCUGUUAGGCGUUUAACAAAUAUUUAACAUGAAGUCGAUUUAUCUCUCCCUCCUGUCUUCUUGAUUUCUAACAGACCCAAGAGGACCCUCUACAGUAAAAAGUAUGGCGUGGAUCUGAUCAGGUACACGCAUGCUGCGAACACUGUGGUCUACAGUUCCAACAAGAUUGAUGGUAUGUUGCUAUAAAAGUACUUUCAGCUUUUUCCUUUGCAUUGCAUGAUGCUGCUGUAUGCAGUUUAAACAGCUUAUCAAUGAAUUAAAUGAUUUUUUUAAAAUAUAUUUGUGUGGCAGUAAGGAUUGUGCAGUGGUAGUGGAUGCAACUGCUUCAGCUGGAGCAUGCAUAUAGUGACUUGCAUUCAUUCCAUGCAGGGAAAACAGAGCUGAAGAUGCAUAAUUUGUAUGAAACAAUAAAACUGUCAGCAUUGGAAGUAAUUGAAGUGUAAAGGUUGGGACAACCCUGUGGACCUCUCAGGGGAAACACUGCUCACUUUGGUCUGAGGUAGUUGUUUGUACAGUUUGAGGGUCUGUGAUUCUGCCCCAUACAGGAGCUAACUGUACAAGUGACUGCCUUGCCCACGGUUGAGUCAACUCAUCAAAACUGAUUGCAUUGAAGUUUAUGUUACUGCUUGUCAUUUAGAUAUCUGAACUAUUAAAAUGUUUUUUUCAGUUUUAUUUAUUUAUAUUUUGUUACUUCUUUAUCCUCAAAGACACUAUUCGAUACCUUUCUCUUCAUGACAACAAAUACAUCCGCUACUUUCCUGGGCACAACAAAAGGUGAGUGCUGGAUGAAUGUUUCUUGAAUUCAAAUUAAAGGAUGGCUUUGAAAUGCACAUGUUCUCAUGUUUUCAUUGUCUUCUACACCAGAGUGACAUCUCUCUCCAUGUCUCCUGUGGACGACACGUUUAUUUCCGGCUCAUUAGAUAAAACAAUCAGACUCUGGGACUUGCGGUCUCCUAACUGCCAGGUGAGUAUCAAGACUACUAGUUGAACAUCAGGAGGCGUCCCUUGGGGCUAUACUCGUAUGUAAUCUGAAAGGAAGGUUCAAUCUGAACACUAAGACUCGUUUUUGGUGAAUUUUAGGGCCUGAUGCAUCUGCAAGGAAAGCCAGUUUGCUCCUUUGAUCCGGAGGGCCUCAUUUUUGCCGCUGGAAUAAAUUCAGAGAUGGUCAAACUUUAUGAUCUGCGGUCGUUUGACAAGGUAAGAAGUGUCGAUGUGUGACAGGGAUUUAAUGUGACGAUAUUUGAAAUCAUGACGGAAAUGUAAUCUUUUAUAAUCCAUGUUGACAGGGCCCUUUUGCAACAUUCAAGCUUCAGUACGACCGCACCUGUGAGUGGACGGGACUCAAGUUCAGCAAUGAUGGGAAACUUAUUCUUAUUUCUACUAAUGGAGGAGCCCUUCGCAUUUUAGACGCUUUUAAGGGUGCUGUACUACAUUCCUUUGGGGUAAGGGAACUGGAACAUCUGAUACUCACAAUUAAGGCUCGCACAUUUAUAAAGUACAGGGAUUUAAUUUGUGUGGUGCACACAUUGAUUGCUUGUUUAUGUUCGUGUUCUGACAGGGCUACAAUAACAGUAAAGGUGUAAUACUGGAGGCAUCUUUCACCCCAGAUUCUCAAUUUGUUAUGAUCGGUAAGUGAAGAUUAAAAUUUCUCUCUUUAUUCUAACCGGUCAGAAAUAGAUGUACACAGUAUUUUGUUCACUUCACUAACUUGUUUUGAUAAUAAGUUUGCCUUUCCUUUUUGAUCUUUUUAAUUCAGGCUCUGAGGACGGAAAAAUUCAUGUGUGGAAUGCGGAGAGCGGUAUGAAGGUGGCUUUAUUAGAUGGGAAGCACACAGGACCAAUCACCUGCCUACAGUUCAACCCCAAAUUCAUGACGUUUGCAAGCGCCUGCUCGAACAUGGUAAGACGAGGGGUCAUGUGGACUUAAAGUGGUUUCUUAAGUACAUUCGCUAGUGAUUAUUUUUAAAUUACUCUAUAGACCUACAUAGACUGAAUCUUUCGUUUGUAGACAGAAAAAUGCAACCCAUCCAAUUCAGAGUGACUCUCACACUAUUAAAACUGCUCUUCAUCAACUGCACAGUGUUGUACAUCAUAAACAUGAUAACAUAACAUAAAAAUUAAAUUUAAAAAAAAUCAUCUUUCAGGCAUUCUGGCUGCCCACCAUCGACGACUGA
Molecule: messenger RNA, 3780 nt
Organism: Xyrichtys novacula (pearly razorfish)
Lineage: Eukaryota; Metazoa; Chordata; Actinopteri; Labriformes; Labridae
Source: the annotation of a GenBank genome assembly